This is a messenger RNA of Mycena citricolor, 1037 nucleotides long. NCBI's taxonomy places the organism in Eukaryota, Fungi, Basidiomycota, Agaricomycetes, Agaricales, Mycenaceae. The record is from the annotation of a GenBank genome assembly.
GAGUGAUCUGUGACCGUCGUCUUCACGUCCUCUUCGCUCCACGCCGAGCUCAGCUCACAGGGCUCGACCGCCGUUUACGAAAAUCUUAACGACCUCUCAGCGACACCACAUUUUUACCCGAGACCAACUCCAUUUUUGGCUCUCUGACGAUCUUUACAAGCUCACUCGCUUCAUAUCACCAUAUCACUGACCUCAUACGAUGUGGUGUGACAACUGUCUGCUUGUUCUUCCCUUGAGAUCCGGCGCCAUUGCUUGGGCCCUCUGUAUCGCGAUCUACAGUCUUGCCGGGGGCAUUUUCCUGCUCGAGUAUGGCCAAUACCUUUUUUUCAAUCGCCCUGAAUGGCAAAUCUAUGGUGGUGUUGGAAUGGGUAUCAUGGGCCUCGCGAUCGUCACCAUCCUCGCUCUAUCCAAUCGUUCGUAUGUCUUCACGCGGGCCAUGCAAUUUGUUUGGCCCUUUGCCAUCGUUAUAUCGGCGCUGAGAGCCAUCGUCAUGAUUGUGGAGUUGCAGCGAGGAAAGGCAGCCAUCGAAUGGGAAUGUGACAACGGGGGUGCGCUCUACUACGAGUCGGUCGCUAAGAAUAUCAGUGCAACGCCGGUUUGGCCGGCUGAGUUCUGCAUCGUGGGGUACCCCACCAUCAACGCAUCGUUCAUCGUGUCGUUGGCUGUGGAUCUGAUCUUUCAGAUUUACAUGUUCUUCUUGGUCUGGCGGUACUCUACACGUUUGCUGACCUACUCUGGGAUGAAAGGUCCAUUUGGCAACGGUGAAUUUCACUCAACCGAGCACAAGUGCGGGGCUGACGAGCUCGCGCAGGAUACUACGCAUAGGCUGGAUCCGUUAUCGCUAUCUUCUCGGACAUUUUCUGCUCUGAUAGUCCACUUUAUUUCUCGACCCUUCACGACCCACUGUGACGACUCUUACGACAUACUAAUGAAUGGCCUCUUUUAUCAUGACUUAUUCCCUUACGAUUCGUGUAUCUAGUUGUAUGCAUCCAGUGCGUCUGGUUGAUUAUCUUCGGGCUGAUAAGCACACGAAUCCC